This is a messenger RNA of Paramecium octaurelia, 180 nucleotides long. NCBI's taxonomy places the organism in Eukaryota, Ciliophora, Oligohymenophorea, Peniculida, Parameciidae. The record is from the annotation of a GenBank genome assembly.
AUGAAGAUCUGUUUAUAUCAGGCAGUUAUGAUAAGACUAUUCAGUUUAGGGUAAAGCAAAUUGAAUGGAUCUGUUCAUAAACACUCAAAGAUCAUCAAAAUUUUGUUUGUUCAUUAAGUUUCCUUGACUAAUAAAAUUAAGUUAUUUCUUGUGGAUAUCAAAAUUAAUCUUAAUAAUUGA